GAUUGGAUAGUUAUUUUGAUAACGGCCAAUUAAAAUGAAUGUAAAUAACUAUCUCGGAACGUAAUUUUGCCGACAGAAAAGUUUUAUUAAAUUGAAAUUUUAGGUUAGCUAGAACGAAGACACACAUUUUAAACAUAAUCGAUACAUGCAGCGAUGUCCCUGUCAGGUAGGGAAUGGGAUGAUUUGAAGUCUUUACUAGACAAGGCGGUGAAUAAAUUUCUAGGAUUCAGUGAACCCUCACUAGUGACUGCCGCCCUCAACUGUAUAGACAAAGGUUAUGAUGAAAGGAAGACUUCAGAUAAAUUACAGACAAUCUUGGACGAGAAGCAAGCCCCACUAUUUGCGGAGAAGUUGUUUGACGUCUGGGAUCAAUACAGGGCAACCAGUAAAUCGCACAGGAGUAAACGUAGAAAGUUUCAGGAUGAUAGGGACGAUGCCGAUGAUGGGAGAAAGAAAGCAAAGUUUGAGGAAAUUCCGGUGACGCCUGAGGGUCCAAGCCCGGGACAACUUACAGAAGAGAAGAUUAAAGAGAUGAUGCAGGCAGCACAGAAAGUAAUUCAGGAGAGAAAAGCACAAAUGUCAGCACAGUUGCCUUCCGGUCCACCGCCACCCUCGACAAAUUCUCAGGCCCAAAAGUUCAUGAAUGAUGCCAAAGAGAAGGCAAAAAGAGCAAAUGAGUUACAGGCACAGAUACAGGCACGAAUGGCCAGUCUAACUGGACUACCCGCACCUAUGAAGGGAAUGCCGCCCGUCAAAUCAUUAGGCGAGAAAGCUGUCGAAGCUCAGACAAAAUCGACUCCAUCUUCAAAUCCGACACCACUGAUUUUGGACAGCGAGGGGCGAACCAUUGAUGCAAAGACUGGGCAAGCCAUAACCCUGACCCAUCAUGCUCCCACCUUAAAGGCAAACAUUCGAGCUAAAAGACGAGAACAGUUUAAAGGUUUAAUAGACGCACCACCGGAAGAGAUCAGCGCAUCCAAAUAUUUUGAUCCUCGUGUUAGUUUAAUGGGUGCGCAGAGGCAAAAACGAGGCUUCCGUUUCCAUGAAAGAGGAAAGUUUGAACAACUAGCACAGAGAUUGAGGACAAAGGCACAACUAGACAGACUUCAGAGUGAGAUUAGUCAUGCUGCCAAGAAAACUGGGAUUGCGUCUGCUGCGAAACUCGCAACCAUAGCACCGAAGAAGGAACUGGUUGAAGGUGAAAAUCCAGACAUAGAAUGGUGGGACGCCUAUAUUUUGAGACAAAUUGAUUCGUAUGAUGCUCUUUCGGAGAAUGAGGAUUUGAAGGCCCGAUUGGAGGGUGUAACUCAUCUUGUGGAGCAUCCAAUUCAAAUGAAACCUCCAGCCGAGCCAGAUAAGCCCCCGGCUGUUCCUGUGUAUCUGACUGCUGCAGAACGAAAAAAAUUACGGCGACAAAACAGGACAGAGGCUCAGAAAGAACUUCAGGAGAAAAUACGACUUGGUUUAGCCCCGCCUAUGGAACCCAAAGUGAGAAUGGCGAACCUGAUGCGGGUGCUUGGUUCAGAGGCCGUUCAGGAUCCUACUAAGGUUGAAGCCCAUGUUCGAGCACAGAUGGCCAAAAGACAAAA
Messenger RNA from Ruditapes philippinarum (Manila clam), 1589 nucleotides. Its product is annotated as U4/U6 small nuclear ribonucleoprotein Prp3-like. The record is from RefSeq and is a predicted model, not a curated record. Lineage: Eukaryota; Metazoa; Mollusca; Bivalvia; Venerida; Veneridae. Gene Ontology annotation, biological process: mRNA splicing, via spliceosome. Gene Ontology annotation, cellular component: U4/U6 x U5 tri-snRNP complex.